Molecule: messenger RNA, 4487 nt
Organism: Seriola aureovittata
Lineage: Eukaryota; Metazoa; Chordata; Actinopteri; Carangiformes; Carangidae
Product: potassium voltage-gated channel subfamily D member 3-like
Exons: 7
Coding region: 542-2572 (676 amino acids)
Biological process (GO): potassium ion export across plasma membrane; protein homooligomerization
Cellular component (GO): voltage-gated potassium channel complex; neuronal cell body; membrane
Molecular function (GO): A-type (transient outward) potassium channel activity; protein binding
Source: RefSeq, a predicted model, not a curated record
GGAAGGAGGGCUGGUGACACAGAGCUGGCACAGUGAGAGAGACGCACAUUGUACUUUGUGCCGUGAAGAAGGAAGCGCGCGGCUCCUCUCCUCCACAUCUCACUUUCCAAACACGGACGGGGAGAAAGCAAAGAAGCCAGGAUGUAGAAUCAGUUAGAGGAUGUCCUCAGAUCCUGCUGCUACAGACCGUUUCUUCUAACUCUUGUGGAGACAGACUCUGGUUAAAUCUGCUUCUUUUUUUUUUGGUCAUUUUUAUUUUUUCAAUUUUUUUUUAUUUUUUAUUUUGGCGCUCAGCUCGGUGUUAGGAGUCUCUCGACCGACCGAGGAGGAGAGGUGCUUGCUCGCUGCUUCAUCCCGCUUGAUGGAUCCGAGCUCCUCUUCGCUCACGUGUAACUGAGGACUCAGUCUUCAUAGAAACUCUUCAGUUUCUGUUUGGAAGCGCUGGGAGUGUGUUCCCUCCUCCACUUUUAUCGAUGCCAGUUCAUUUUGAGGCGAGUCGGGUCUGAAUGUGAGGACGACUUGCUUUGAAGACUGCUUCACAAUGGCAACAGGAGUAGCAGCAUGGCUUCCUUUCGCUAGGGCAGCAGCCAUUGGCUGGAUGCCUGUUGCCAACUGCCCCAUGCCUGUUGCCCCGAGAGACAACAGUAAGAGACAGGACGAGCUGAUCAUCCUCAAUGUCAGUGGCCGUCGUUUUCAGACCUGGAGAACCACUCUGGACCGCUACCCAGACACCCUACUGGGCAGCUCUGAAAAAGACUUCUUUUACAAUGAGGAAACCAAGGAGUACUUCUUUGACCGGGACCCUGACGCCUUCAGAAGCAUCCUCAACUUCUACCGGACGGGGAAGCUCCACUACCCCCGUCACGAGUGCAUCUCAGCCUACGAUGAGGAGCUCACCUUCUUUGGCAUCAUCCCUGAGAUCAUCGGUGAUUGCUGCUACGAAGAGUACAAGGACAGAAAGAGGGAGAAUUUAGAGCGGCUGCAGGAUGAUCAGGAGGAGAACAAGGACAUGAAGCUGCCCAACAUGAACUUCAGGGAGACCAUGUGGCGAGCCUUUGAGAACCCCCACACCUCCACCAUGGCCCUAGUCUUCUACUAUGUCACUGGUUUCUUCAUCGCCAUCUCAGUCAUCACUAAUGUGGUGGAGACGGUGCCGUGUGGUUCCACUGCCAACCAGAAAGACAUGCCAUGUGGCGAGCGCUACACCGUGGCGUUCUUUUGCAUGGACACCGCCUGCGUCAUGAUAUUCACAGUGGAGUACCUGAUGCGCUUGUUCGCUGCGCCUAGCCGUUACCGUUUCAUGCGCUCUGUGAUGAGCAUCAUCGACGUGGUGGCCAUCUUGCCGUACUACAUCGGCCUGGUGAUGACCAACAACGAGGAUGUGAGCGGCGCCUUUGUGACGCUGCGAGUGUUUCGAGUGUUUCGCAUCUUCAAGUUCUCCCGUCACUCGCAAGGCCUUCGGAUCCUGGGUUAUACACUGAAGAGCUGCGCUUCAGAGCUGGGCUUCCUCCUCUUCUCUCUCACCAUGGCCAUCAUCAUCUUCGCCACGGUCAUGUUCUACGCAGAGAAGGGCUCCAGCUCCAGCAAGUUCACCAGCAUCCCAGCCUCUUUCUGGUACACCAUUGUCACCAUGACGACGCUGGGGUACGGAGACAUGGUGCCAAAGACGAUCGCUGGAAAGAUCUUCGGCUCCAUCUGCUCUCUGAGUGGUGUGCUGGUGAUCGCCCUGCCCGUCCCCGUCAUCGUCUCCAACUUCAGCCGCAUCUACCACCAGAACCAGAGAGCAGACAAACGCCGUGCUCAGAAGAAAGCCAGACUGGCCAGGAUAAGAAUAGCCAAGUCCGGCAGCGCCAACGCCUUCCUCCAGAGCAAACGCAACGGAGUGCUCAACGAACUGCUGGAGCUGAAGGGUACAGAGGAGGAUGAGCAGAAGCUGAACAAGCCCAUUUCUCUGUUGGAGAGCCAACACCACCACCUACUGCACUGUCUGGAGAAAACCACUGCUCUUCCUACUCCCUGUUUUUCCUUCAUCCAUCAUCCUCUCUCCUCUCUCCAGGCUCAUGAGUUUGUGGACGAGCAGCUGUACGAGCAGAACUGUUUAGAAACAGCGCUGCAGACCUACCCCUCACGUAGCCCCUCUAUAUCCAGCCACAACAGUGCUGUGGGUACCUGCUGUGGCCGCAGAGUUAAAGGGAACACUCCUCUGCCCAAUGCCAGCACGCCCUCCGCCCAUCCCAUCCCAACACACCAGGGCCCCCUGCAGGAGCUCAGCGCCAUCCACAUACAAUGUGGUGACCUCCCAUCCCACACCGCCAGUCGAUCAAACCUCAACCUGAAAACCGACGACAGCGGCAGGAUCAACUGCAAAGGUGGCCGAAUCACCACAGCAAUCAUCAGCCUCCCGACGCCCCCCGCUUUGACCCCUGAUGGCGACGGCCUCCAUGGGCCACCGCAGAGGAGGCCUCCCCCACCCCCGGGUCUCCCGGCACCCCCGGGUCUCCCGGCACCCCCGAGCAUCCAGACCACAACGAGCUCAGCUGGCACCAAUAUCGUCAAAGUCUCUGCUCUGUGACUCUCUAGGUGACGAUGCAGGUCAGCACAGCGGGAGAAGUAGUAAAGAAGAAGAAAAUGAAGAGGAGGAGUAGGAUGGACAAUGAUGGACGCACCACAUCCUGUCUCACAGGGUCAACAGGAAGAGCACUGUACUCCAGAAGAGUCACCAGUUGAUGUUUAAGAGAAGACAGAUGAUGUGGAGACAUUACUGAGGUAGAGGAUUGUAGAUAUGUGAACCGAGAAUCACGCACUCGUCUUGUCGUGUAUGUACAGUAGAUACGGACAAAAUCGCUGCAUUUCUAAUAGUUUCUAACAGCAGUACAGAUGUUUUACAGCAAGUACUGUGAAAAAGAUUGAAAGACAUUGUGCAAUUAGCAUAUUCGUACAUCAGCAGAUGCUGUCAACAUGCCACAAAUUCACAGUAAAUUUAAAGUGAAUUCCCGGUGAAAUAGUGAAAGGAGUAUUUUGUUGACUUUAAAUGUGUUUGAAGAAAGACAAAGAAGUGUUGACUGUGUUUACUUGAAUUUGAUUGGUCUUGUUUGUGUUAUGUGUUGUUUGUCUUAAGUAUUUUGCGGAAAAAAAGAGAAAUUGAAAACAGUUUUAGUUUUCUUUACAGCAUCAUUUGAAAAGUCACAACAUCCGAUGCUAAUAGUUUGAAGUGUCUGAAACUGAAAAGAGUGGGGGGUUUUUCUUUGUUUUUGUAGGAAAAUUGUCUCUGUUCAUCAUGUCAAAGACUCAAGCCAAACUGUGCUGUUUAGUUCCUUCAUGUUUCAAUUUCUCACUAGAGAUUGACUGCAGGGAGUGAGGCUGACCUGACACUGUCCUUAUGACUUUAUAGGUUUUCAUACUGAGGUGAAACAAGACAGUGGUUCUCAACCUGAUGGUCAAAACCCCUGAAAUGGCCACAAAAUGACUUUCAAGUCAAGGUUUGAUAUUUUCAUUGAAGGAUAAGGCCAUUUCAUUUCCUUAUUCUACAUUUUUCCUAUUGUCAGCAAAUCAUAUGAAAAGACCAGAUCUUUGUGAUUGCUUCACAAAUUCAUAGUUAAAAUUUUUUUAAGUGAUUCCCUGUAACAGCUGGACACUGUAGUUUUUAGCAAACAUAUGUAAAACAAGAGUAAGUACUGUAUUUCUUGGGGACUAUUUUCAGAUGGGGAUUCAUAGAAAACCAGUGCUCAUGUUUAUCAAGGUGAAGGAACAUGUCACAGUGCAAUGGUGUAGUUCAAUUACACAUUGACAAUGUUAUAGUAAUGGAAUGAAUACUUUUAACAGACAGCUUUAUAAAGUGUCAAAACAGAUGCAGCAGAACCAGAGAUUAUUUGAUGGAGAUUCAUGGAACAGAGAACUCAGCAAUAUCAGGCUGUACUUACACAGACAAUGCGUGUUAGUUGGAUAAAUUCACUGUUGGUUUUGGUUUUAGGAUUUGUUGACAAUAAGGAAAACUACCAAUCGCCUUAUCCUUUAAAGAAAUUAAAUACUCACAGUAUUUUUACUAUAUGAAUAUACAAGCCUAUUUAUAUGAAUGUAAUUUGUUGCUUUUUGCUCGGUGGAAAAAUAAAAAGCUGUCAUUCUUAAUGCUUCCUCCACUCACCAACUAUUGUAGGCUGAGAAAGAAAAUGAAAAAAUGAAAUUACAAUGUGUAUAUUCCUCUUGAGCACGAGUAGGCAUUUUAGGUACUGAGUGCCAAAAAGGUUGAGUGCCACUGUGACAUCAAACAAUCGUCUGGAGUGUUACAGGAACAGGGCCAAUUCAGUGUUCAAUUCUACUAAAGCUGUAACUAAAAACCUAAACUGAAACAUGAUAAUCAAAAUGUUUUAAAAUGGAGGGGAAAUGGUUAAAUAUGCACUGAACUGGAUGGAGAAUCACCAUCUCACUUUCCUGUGUUUUUACCUUUGGAUCAGCUUUAAGAAAGCAGAAAAAUAAACUGAUCAAUACAA